This is a messenger RNA of Phaeoacremonium minimum UCRPA7, 762 nucleotides long. Its product is annotated as putative gmp synthase protein. Gene Ontology annotation, cellular component: cytosol; nucleus. The transcript is spliced from 2 exons. NCBI's taxonomy places the organism in Eukaryota, Fungi, Ascomycota, Sordariomycetes, Togniniales, Togniniaceae. The record is from RefSeq and is a predicted model, not a curated record. Bases 1 to 762 code for a protein of 253 amino acids.
AUGGGCUCCCAGCCAGAGCCCGCCCCGGCGCUGCGCCUGGCCAUCCUCGAGGCCGACACGCCCCUGCCCGGCACGCAGGCCAAGUACAAGACGUACGGCGGCGUCUUCACGAACCUGUUCACGCGCGCGACGGCCCCGGAGCCCGUCGAGUCCGUCCUGCGCAUCACGCAGCACGACGUCGUCAACGACCUCUCGUCGUACCCGGCGCUCGAUGACAUCGACGCCAUGCUCAUCACCGGCUCCAAGCACUCGGCCUACGAGAACGACGAGUGGAUCGUGCGCCUCGUCGAGUUCACCCAGAAGGCCGUCGCCAGCGGCCGAGUGAAGGUCGUCGGCGUGUGCUUCGGCCACCAGAUCGUCGGCCGCGCGCUCGGCGUCCCCGUGGACCGCAACGACAAGGGCUGGGAGGUCAGCGUCACGGAGCUGAAGCUGUCCGAGGAGGGCAAGAAGCUCUUCGGUCUCGAGAAACUGAGGAUCCACCAGAUGCACCGCGACGCCGUCUUCUCCUACCCGGCGGGCGCCAUCCCCCUGGCCGAGACGGACGUCUGCCCCGUCCAGGGCAUGCUGAUCCCCGGCAAGGUCAUCACCGUGCAGGGCCACCCGGAGUUCACCGAGGGCAUCGUGCGCGAGAUCCUCGAGGCCCGCCACGCCAUCGCCAUCUUCAGCGACGAGGUCUACGAGUCGGGCAUCGACAGGGUCGCCAACGACCACGACGGCGUGGCCAUCGCCCGCGCCUUCAUCAAGUUCAUGCAGGGCCAAUAG